Cuscuta epithymum is the source of this 1353-nucleotide messenger RNA. NCBI's taxonomy places the organism in Eukaryota, Viridiplantae, Streptophyta, Magnoliopsida, Solanales, Convolvulaceae. The record is from the annotation of a GenBank genome assembly.
GUUUGUUUCGAAGUACGGACGGAUAGUGUGACAAUUUAAAAGUAGUCUAGUACAGCUAAGUAGCUGCCUUUCAAUUGUCAUCACAGUAAACCGGCCAACUCAGUUAGAGUAACGUAUGGGAAAAGGUCAGGGGAGUUCCCGGCGACGCCGCGGCCAGGGGACACCGGCUUCGAAGUCAUCGGAAAUGGGGCAGCGGCCGCCGCCACACUUUUUCAAAGUUAUUUUGCCCCUUCGCACCACCUUGAUGAUCCCAAAAGAGUUUAUAAGAAAACACGGGAAGAAUCUGCCAAAGGUGGGAUCUUUUGAGGUUCCAACUGGGGAAAUCUGGGAAAUCGAUCUGGUUCAUUCUCAGGGUCAUGUUUUUUUAGCCAAGGGAUGGAAAGAGUUCGCUGAGAAUUACUCAAUUGGAGAUGGUCACUUUCUGGUAUUCAGAUAUGACCGGAAAUCCCAUUUUUCUGUCAUCAUAUUCGACAAGAGUGCUUCUGAAAUAGAAUACCCGCUUCCCAAAUCUCAAGAUGAUGAGAUCCUCGAAGAAGUAGAAGCAGAAGGUGGACCAAACAAGCGUAGGAGGAAAGAAAAAUUUGGGUCCAGAUGCAAAAUGAAGCUUGAGAAGUCACUCAAAAGUGGAGGCUCUCCUUCUCUGAAUCCUAAAACCAAGAGCUCGAAAACAUAUCUGCAACAAUCUUAUACGGAGGGAACAAGAAAGUCAAAGAAGGUAACAAAUGCAGCUUAUCAAAGGGCAAAAUCGUUCAAAUCACAGAAUCCCUUUCAUAUCGCUCUCAUGUAUCAGUCCUACGUUUCCAGCCCAUAUACACUGACCAUUCCGUUGCGGUUUGCUGAGAAACAGUUCAGUAGGAAGAGGAAUGACGUGGUGCUAGUUUGGGGUGGGAAAUCAUGGCCGGCGAAAUGCGUCUUCUGUAAAUUACAAAAAGUCAACAUCAAUGGGUGGAAGCGAUUCGCAGUGGACAACCACUUGGAAGUGGGUGACGUUUGCAUCUUAGAGGUGGUGAGAGGCCACCACAGCAGAAGCCCAUUAAUCAUCGAUGUCACCAUAUUUCGUUUCAGGACGACCUCCUAGCCCUACCCCGAUAUGGUGUCCCUUCUGCAUGGUUGCUGCACUUUUUAAUUUCUCUUCUUCUGCUACUCUUUUGUUCAAGUUUUUUGUUGCUUAUGAAUGAUAACGACUGUUUUAUGUGUUUUCUAGGUUUUUGUAGUGACCUGUUCCUUAACAUUGCUAGUCAUUUGGCAGGACGUUGUGUAGUUUAAAUUUGGAUUUUUAAUUAACACUUCAACACCUAGAAAUAGGUUAACUAUUAUCAAUCGAGUAUCUCAUUGAUGAAAGCCAUUCAUAUA